AUGGUGCGCUGGAUCUCGAACGCCGGCCCGGCGGGAAUCCCGCUCAUGCUGCAGACAAUCGGCGACCACGUCGCGGUCAUCGCACGUGACUUGGGAAAGCCGCCCUCAUUCCGCUGUUCCGUGGGAUGGGUGCGCCGCGCACUGCGCCGCAAUGGCAUCCGGUGCCAGAGCGCUGCUGGCGAAGCCGCGGAUCAGGACAUGGCGGCCGUGCACACUUGCAAGGAGAAGCUCCCGCAGCUUCUCAUGCACCUCUGCGUCUCCCCGCGCGACGUCUACAACUUCGACGAGACCGCGUUGUUCCUCUCGGUGUUGCCGCGGAAGACAUACGGACGUUCUCGUGUGGCUGGUCGCAAGAUUCCUAAGGAGAGACUCACCGUCGGCCUUCUCGUGAACGCGGACGGGAGCCAUGCAUUCCGCCCGCUCGUCAUCUUGAAGUCGAAGAGGCCCCAUGAUUUCCGCCCUGAUUUCGACCCCGACGCACUGUGCUACUGGAGGAACAACGCGAAGGGCUGGAUGACCGCCCCGCUCUUCACGCACUUCAUGGAGCAACUGAACGCGGCAAUGUUCGCCGAGGAACGUCACAUCGUCAUCCUCCUCGACAACGCCUCGAGCCACGUGCUCAAGACCGAGGGAGCCGAGACCGAGGACUUGUUCGGCUUCCGCACUCGGUCGCUGAGCAACCUCAGGCUGGUGUUCCUUCCACCGAACACCACCUGCUUCGUUCAGCCGCUGGACCAGAGCCUCAUCGCCAUGAUGAAGACCCGCUACAGGCAGCAUUGGCUCGAGGCCGUCGUCGCGAAAUGGGUAGAGGGCGGCGCCACGGCUAAUUUCGCGCGCUACAAGCCGAAUCUCCGCGACGUCCUGGCGUGGCUGCUGGACGCGUGGAUGAACAUCGGCCCGCGCACGAUUCAGAGGUGCUGGUGGCGGACGGAGUGCCUCCCUCUCGCGUGGGCCCUGUCUCUGUCCCACGUGGGCGCCGCGGGCCUCACCCCAGGUGGCCGUGGUGUUGCGCUGCUCGCCAUCGAUCUCGAUGGCGAGAUCGAUGACGUGGGCAUUCUCAUCGAUCGUCUUGGCCUCGGGCCAAGCGCGAUGCCGGCCGCCGACUUUGUCGCAAUCGACAACGGGCAGCCGACGUGCGCGGAGCCGGGCGAGGACCCUUUGGCCGACGAGCCCGCGUCGGCGUAUUCGGCUGCGUCGUGGGAAGCGCCUACGAGCAUGGAGGCUGUCUACAACGACGAUAACCCCGCGUCCCGCGAGGCUCGUCGCUAUGCGCGCGCCGCAUGUGAGAUGCUCAUCGGGUACGCGCGCGCCACCAGCAUCACCCCCCGCGAGCUUUGCGCCCUCUUCGAGAUCCGCAACCCGAUCAUCAUCGAGCGCAUGGAGAGGGCGAGCCCGCCCCUGAACCUCAACGCGACCCCGAUCGCCACCCCCAGGCCGUCCGAGACCCCGGAUGCCGUGCGCGCUCGUCCCCGCGGGCGCGUCCUCCCUGCGUGGAUGACGGCGCCCUCUCCUCGCCAGGCUCUCAUCGAUGCUGGCGCGCCUGCCGCCAUGGACGGCUUCAUGGACGCGGCGGAGUGGGUGCGUCUGUGA
This is a messenger RNA of Closterium sp. Naga37s-1, 1590 nucleotides long. The record is from the annotation of a GenBank genome assembly. NCBI's taxonomy places the organism in Eukaryota, Viridiplantae, Streptophyta, Zygnematophyceae, Desmidiales, Closteriaceae.